UGAACGGGCUCUGCAGGAGGAGGAUCCACCUAGGAUGUCAGCUCUGAAGAAGGUGUUGCCAGGCAUACUGAAGAAGCAUUGCUGUAUCUUACCAGACAGGAACACAGAAUCACAGUGCACACUGUGUGGUGAACCAGAAGACCAGCAGUAUUCAUGGUCGCCCUCGCAGUACUUCGAUGAGGACAGCUACUCCCCUCCACCCAGGAACAUGAAGGGUCUCUCCGGCGGCCGCCCUGCCCACCUCCAGCUCACCUCUCCCACCUCAGCCCACACCUGCGGCCUGGUUGAAUGCGACCAUUCCCUGGACCAUCACCUCCAUCAUGGAAACUCACGGCCCCCCUCCUACCUCCUCAGUCCCACGGAGAGCUGCCCCCUCGAGAGCCAUCACCGCUGCUCACCGCGGAGCUCCAUCCACUCUGAGUGCAUGGUGAUACCGGUGUCCAUGUCGGCCACCGACCACUCCAUGGCUAGUAGCACUUUCCCUCGCAUGCACUAUGGCAGCGCUUCGGAGUCCCGAGACGACGGUGGCUCCUCCUCGCAUGGCGGCAGCGGCAAAAUGAACCGAAUCCCAGCGAACCUCCUGGAUCAAUUUGAGAAGCAGAUGCCGCUGCACCGGGACGGCUUCCACACACUGCAAUACCAACGCACCUCCACCACGACCACGACCACAGAGCAGCGCAACGAAAGCCCCGGGCGAAUACGACACUUAGUCCACUCGGUACAGAAGCUCUUCACAAAGUCGCACUCUCUAGAAGGUUCCUCCAAAAUGAAUGGCACCAAAGGCGACUCGCACCGGGACAGCGCACACCACCACCAUCACCACCACCAAGGCCACCACAAACACAGCAAACGCAGCAAGAGCAAAGAACGCAAGUCUGACGGCAGCGGCAAGCAACGUUCGGGAGGUUGGUGGAGUUCGGACGACAACCUGGAUAGCGACAGCACGUACAGAACGCCCAGCGUCAUGUCGCGGCAUCCCGUGGACCACAUCGGCCACUGCUACCCUGACACGAUGCACGGUCACCUGGCUGGAGACCUGUCGCUAAAGACCUCCAAGAGCAACAACGACGUUAAGUGCUCAGCCUGCGAGAGCAUAAGCAUGGCGCCAGAGGGAAAGUUCAUGAAGAGGAGCUCCUGGUCAACGCUAACUGUCAGCCAAGCCAAGGAGGCAUACAGGAAGUCCUCACUCAACCUGGAGAAACCCAUGACACCCACCGACCUCAAGCCCAACAUCAGGCCCUGCCACUAUCUACAGGUGCCCCAGGAUGACUGGGGGGGUUACCCUGGCGGUGGGAAGGAUGACGAGAUCCCUUGUCGUCGGAUGCGGAGCAGCAGCUACGUUAAAGCCAUGGGGGACGAGGAGAGCGGAGAGUCGGACUCCAGCCCCAAAACAUCGCCUCAGAAGUUGGUGCGACCCGACGCCCUGGUCAAGGCCAUCAUCAGACCCAGGGAACUGCUGGACUCCCAGAGUCAGAGCUACCACUUGCAAGCCGCCAGGGACAUGCACCCAAGCAUUGCCCUGGAUCCCUCUGCCAACUACAACUCUCCCAAGUUUCGCUCCAGGAACCAAAGCUACAUGCGGGCAGUCAGCACCCUCAGUCAGGCUAGUUGUGUUAGCCAAGUGAGUGAAACAGAAAUAAAUGGCCAGUUUGAAUCAGUGUGCGAGUCGGUGUUCAGUGAGGUGGAAUCCCAGGCCAUGGAGGCUUUGGACCUGCCCGGCUGCUUCAGAACCCGGAGUCACAGCUACCUGCGAGCCAUCCAGGCCGGCUACUCCCAAGACGAUGACUGCAUCCCCCCCAUGGCCUCCACUGUCACCUCCACCAUCAGGUCUACCACGGCCAUCACCUACACACCCAACUACAAGAAGGCUCCUCCUCCAGUCCCGCCCCGUACCACAUCCAAACCCCUCAUCUCCAUCACAGCCCAGAGCAGCACCGAGUCCACCCAGGACGCCUACCAUGAAGGGAGGCACCCUCAUGGUGGGAUGUGGGCCCCCGACGGCCUCAGCCUGGGGCUGAAUCCAGGCAGGGGUCUUUAUAACUCCACCGACAGCCUGGACAGUGCCAAGGCUGUGACCAUAGCCAUGGAGGCAGCUGGAGUCAUGGCUGGAAAAAGACACCCGUCCACAGACAGCCACAGCUCGGUGCUCACCUGCGACAAGGCCAUCCUGGUGUCCAGGGCCGAGGAGUACUUGAAGACACCACGAUCCUCUAUAGGAAUACAGGUGGAAGCAGCCACUGACUCUGAGUCUGAAAGCAAAGGCUUGCGGGAGUACCACUCUGUUGGGAUCCAGGUGGAGGACAACAAGAAAGGACAAGGCAGGUUCAAACGCUCCAACAGUGUGACUGCAGCCGUGCAGGCCGACAUGGAGCUGGAGGGCUUCCCUACCAUGGAGGACAAGGGCCUUCAGUUCGGCGGGGGCUUCCAGCGUCACUCAGAGCCCAGCACGCCCACCCAGUACGGGGCGGUGCGGACCGUGCGCACCCAGGGCCUCUUCAGCUACCGCGAGGAUUACCGUACCACCGCUGAACCCCCCAGCCCCAGGGAGACCACCUGCGAGACCAACUGGCAGCUGGAACCCCCCUCCCCGCGGGAGAACGUGGCCUCGUCGGGCGAGUCUGGCAGGGCUUCCCCCUCCCUGAGGAGGGAUGGGAGCUGGUUCAUGCAACUGCUCCACACGGAGACCAAGAGGAUUGAGGGCUGGUGUAAAGAGAUGGAGGCAGAAGCUGAAGAGAAUGACCUGUCAGAGGACAUCCUAGGUAAAAUCCGAAGUGCAGUGGGAAGCGCUCAGCUGCUUAUGUCCCAGAAAUUCCAGCAAUUCUACUGGCUGUGUCAGCAAAAUCUGGACCCGAGUGCCAUGCCGCGGCCCACCUCUCAGGACCUGGCUGGGUUCUGGGACUUACUGCAGCUCUCCAUCGAUGAUGUCACCAUGAAGUUUGACCAGCUGCAGCAGAUCAAGAACAACAACUGGAGGCCCGUAGACAGCCCGGAGAAGAAGGUGAGGGGUCGCAUCGACACCCCACCAGCUCCUGUACCAAAGAAGACAAUUCGACAGAGGAGUAUGGUGACGAGGGAGAAAUCCCUGGACCUCCCAGACAGGGGGCGGCAGGAGGCCCGGCGGAGGCUCAUGGCAGCCAAGCGGGCAGCCUCCUUCCGACAGAACUCAGUCUCGGAGCGGGCAGACAGCAUCGAGAUCUAUAUUCCCGAGGCUCAGACUAGACUUUGA
This is a messenger RNA of Anoplopoma fimbria (sablefish), 3226 nucleotides long. It is a transcript of the gene dlgap2a, whose product is annotated as discs, large (Drosophila) homolog-associated protein 2a. Gene Ontology annotation, molecular function: molecular adaptor activity. The transcript has 14 exons. Gene Ontology annotation, biological process: signaling. The record is from RefSeq and is a predicted model, not a curated record. Gene Ontology annotation, cellular component: glutamatergic synapse; postsynaptic specialization. Bases 35 to 3226 code for a protein of 1063 amino acids. NCBI's taxonomy places the organism in Eukaryota, Metazoa, Chordata, Actinopteri, Perciformes, Anoplopomatidae.